Colletotrichum spaethianum is the source of this 324-nucleotide messenger RNA. RefSeq names its product cyclochlorotine biosynthesis protein R. Gene Ontology annotation, biological process: mycotoxin biosynthetic process. NCBI's taxonomy places the organism in Eukaryota, Fungi, Ascomycota, Sordariomycetes, Glomerellales, Glomerellaceae. The record is from RefSeq and is a predicted model, not a curated record. The transcript has a single exon. Bases 1 to 324 code for a protein of 107 amino acids.
AUGGCCGAGGACUACGGUCUUCUUCUGCACGGCGAGCCCUCGCAGUGGACGCCGGGCCACGUCAUGCACUGCAUCAACACGAUGCGGCAGCUCACUCAGUGCAUGGCGGACGCCACCCCGAUCUCCCUCGUCCAAGGCGCGGAGAAACACCUCGGCGACGGCCAGCAGAUGUGGUGCCGCGACUUUGACGGCCUCCGCCGCUGGGCCAAUGCCCCGGAGCACGGAAUCCGCUACGCCAUCGUCUCCCCACCGGGCGCCAAGGACGUGUACGACGAGAUUUGGCCUUAUCCGGGGGACUCGGGACCACCGGCGGACUUGUGGUAA